Messenger RNA from Centropristis striata (black sea bass), 3818 nucleotides. Its product is annotated as kelch domain-containing protein 10-like. Gene Ontology annotation, molecular function: protein binding. The coding region runs from base 126 to 1379 and encodes 417 amino acids. The transcript is spliced from 10 exons. Gene Ontology annotation, biological process: positive regulation of stress-activated MAPK cascade. The record is from RefSeq and is a predicted model, not a curated record. Lineage: Eukaryota; Metazoa; Chordata; Actinopteri; Perciformes; Serranidae.
UGUUAUUUCUUUAUUUUGGUGUGAUUGCUGCAGCUCACAGGCUCAUGCCGCUCAGUGUGGUUGGACUGCAGCGGGUUCUGGUCCAGGUGAGGGUGUGAACCCGGUCUGUGUGGCUCCCCGUCGAGAUGUCGUCCGCUGAACGUGACGGAACCUUUAGUCAGCUCAAUAAGUUUGAGAAACUGUCGUGGAGGCCCUCCAUCCGCGAUUCAGGCUCCAAGAAACGUGCACGGUGGCUUCAGGCUCGGCGCAUCUUCUCCCCCUCCUGCCCCAACCUGCGGAUCCCCAACAGGUUUCUGAGAGAAGGUCACUGUGUACCCCCCGCCCGGAGCGGACACCGAUGUGUUGCAGACAGCACCAACCUGUAUGUGUUUGGAGGCUACAACCCAGACUUUGAGGAGGCAGGGGGGUCAGAGAAUGAAGACUACCCUCUUUUCAGGGAGCUUUGGCGCUUUCAUUUUGCCACAGCCACCUGGCAGCAGGUCCGCACAGAGGGUUACAUGCCCACAGAGCUGGCCUCUAUGUCAGCUGUUUUACACGGCAACAACCUGCUUGUGUUUGGUGGCACUGGGAUUCCAUUUGGUGAAAAUAACGGCAAUGACGUCCAUGUUUGCAAUGUUCAGUACAAACGAUGGAACCUGCUCAACUGCAGAGGGAAGAAACCCAACAAGAUCUACGGACAGGCAAUGGUCAUCAUAAAUGGCUACCUCUAUGUGUUUGGCGGGACAACAGGCUACCUUUACAGCACUGACCUGCACAGACUGGACCUGACCACCAGAGAGUGGACCCACCUCAAACCCAACAACGCGCCCUCAGAUCUGCCUGAGGAGAGGUACAGACAUGAACUAGCUCAUGAUGGACAGAGAAUAUACAUAUUAGGAGGUGGGACUUCCUGGACGUCAUAUCCUCUGGACAAGGUUCACGCAUAUAACUUGGAGACAAAUUACUGGGAGGAAAUAAUCACCAAACCCCAUGAAAAAAUAGGAUUUCCUGCUGCCCGCCGCUGUCACAGCUGUGUGCAGGUCAAAGAUGAGGUGUUUAUAUGUGGGGGUUAUAACGGGGAGCAGAUCCUGUCUGACCUGUGGAAGAUCAAUCUGCAGACUUUUCAGUGGACCAGGCUGCCUGCUCUCAUGCCAGAACCAGCCUACUUUCACUGUGCUGCAGUCACUCCUGCCGGCUGCAUGUACGUCCACGGCGGUGUCGUCAACAUGUCUGGGAACAGAAGGACUGGCUCAUUGUACAAAGUGUGGCUGGUGGUGCCCAGCCUGCUGGAACUGACCUGGGAGAGACUGCUGAAAACUUCCCCUCACUUAGCCCAGAUGUCCACCCUUCAGCUGCUCAGCAUGGGACUAACGCACACACUAAUUCAGCGGCUCAAAUAGACCGAGACAGAGACUGAUGGAGGCGGUAUGUGGUGGAACAGCACUGACUCUCAAAUCACAUAUGACUCAGCAAAAAAAAAAAGUUCUUAAAAGGACUAAGACGUCUGAUGUCAGAUAUGAAAAACUUUUAAUGCCUUUUAAAUUUAGUUUUAUGUAAAUGUGCGUGCUUUUUAAAAGAAAAAUGCAACAAAGUGCAAUGUUUUGCGUUUCUGUAUGUGAACGUGUCAGAUUGGGGUUUGCAUGCAUCCAUCUGAAGCCAGGCACCAGUGUGGACACCAGAAUCGCUCUUUUUGUGCUUGAUUCUUGUCAUUUUGGGUCCACUAUAAAGUGCAUUCCCCAGUUUUAUUUUUUUACCACACAGAAACCUGUGGAGCUUAAGCAGGAAUAGUUAAAUGUUCCAAAGACCACUUCUUCAAAGGCAAAACGAAUGUUGCUUCUGCAUGUGUCAUUUUAGAUUCAGUUCAGGAACAGAUCAGCUUGUUUCACUGUUUCUGAAGUGACAACCUGUCGCACACUGUUAUCUCUGACACAUGUUCAGUCAGCAGCUGUUACGCCCACUGUGACAUACUGUAGGUCAGAUAAAAAACACUGUUGUAAACUUAAAUUUCCAUUUUGUAAGUUUCCUGUUGUUAGAAAUGAGGCAUGCUGCUGAUAAAGCACGGACACAUUGUAACUGUGAUACCUCUUAAAAGUCUAAUUAGGUCAAUUAUUUAAGGCGUCAUGUUUAGCCUUAAGGGCUUUCUGACUGCAUGCUGGUAUCGAGCUUUGGUCACAUUAGGCCUUGUGAUCAGAUGAAAAGCCUCUUAAACAUCUGUGAUAUGGCAUCACUGUGAAUCUUGUAGUGCCUCUUCGAUUAUCAUUCUUCUUUUAGGAAAAAUAAGGCUUAAUAAGUUAGAAAUGAGUUUUUAAACACCUGUAGCUCCACAGUGACUCAAGCCUCUUUUAAAAUGUUUUGGUGCCUUCUGAAUUCUCCAAAAAGUCGCACAUUGUUUUUACACCUCUGUAAGUCAGUUUAUUUUUUUUUAUUUUUUAUUUUUUAACAUUUUGGUGGGUUCGUUACCCUCUGAACUGUGCACAGGAAGCCUUUUGUGAUGUACCUGGCGUUCUCCACAUGAGCCUUCUGUUGCUGAAUCUUUCUGCUCAUGAUUGAUCAGGAGAAGCCAUUUGCAGCUAAAGAUUUUUUCAUUAACUCAAACGGACAUUUUUUACCUAUUUAUUUAAUCACUGUGCUGCUGUUUUAUUAUGAACCUGGAUUUGUAGCAGAACGUGUAGCUACAUUUCUUUUCACCUGAUUUCAAAGUAAUUUCAAACUUUUUUUUUUUUUUUACUGUAACAGGCUGUUAUUGUUUUUUUAAAACUUUUGGUCUUGUUUUUCAAGAGAACGUGUGCUGUCUGUGGUACUUUGAAAACUAAUUGGUAGGGGACUUUUUAAACUAGUAACAAGGUACAGUAUGGAAGGCAUACUCAGGAUGUGAAAUACUGUAAUCACACUCUACGCUGCAAACAUUCCCCAUUGCCAAAACACCAACAGGCCGCAGUAAUUUUUGUGAAAGCAGGUUUAUGUACGCCGAUAUUACUUUGAAAACAAAUCUUUUGUGAUUACUGCAGACUCCUAAAGGGACAGUUCACCACAACAUCAGAAGAGCAUAUUUAGAAAAGAUAGUUUUGGUGUUAGCUGGAGAUGUCAGCCAUAGAAAUUAAUACAAUGGAACUAUAUUGCACUCAGUCUGUGGUGCUCAAAGUGCCAAAAACUAGAUUUGAAAAGCUCAACAGUCAAGAAACCACAGUCAUGAUUUCUUUCCAGAAAUCAUGACCUGGUUACUCAAGAUAAUCCACAGACCUUGUUGUGAGCAGUUUCACGUAGGAACUAUACUUUAAAAGGAAAUGGUUGAUACGCCCAAUAUCUAUCUUUUUAAGUGGCACUACAGUAGUGAACUGUCCCUUUUUUAAAUACUCUAGAAACACUCCAGCUGCUUGUAUUAGGUCACACCUGUUCCUCUUUCUUCACCCAUUUUGUCAACUUCUACCUUGAGUUUGCAUUUGAUCUCAAACGUUCACUGUAACUUGGACCAUAUUAAGCUAACUCAUCAAAACCGUUCACAUUCAAACUCCAACUCAGUUUUUUUUUCUUACGUCUGCCAUGUCAUGGCCUUAUUUAUAUCCUUAUGAAGCAACAGCUUCACUCUCUGCUCGGACUUGGUAAAUGUACUGACCUGCUUAAGAUUGAGAUUUUUAUGUUUGCAUCAUUUUUGAUGUUAAUGGAAGUUAAAUGAUCUCUUUUGCAUGUCUGUAUGGUGUGCAUGUGACUUUACAUAAACUCUUGGGAGAAAAGGUGAACGUCUUCUUGAAAGCAAAUGUGGCUGUAAUGAACAUUAUGUUUUGUUAUUCCUGUCUGUACAAACAAUAAAAACACAGGCAGAUGUUUUUUUUUUCCAAAAA